Messenger RNA from Trematosphaeria pertusa, 2380 nucleotides. Its product is annotated as phosphate permease. Bases 483 to 2273 code for a protein of 596 amino acids. Gene Ontology annotation, molecular function: phosphate transmembrane transporter activity. Gene Ontology annotation, biological process: phosphate ion transport; transmembrane transport. Gene Ontology annotation, cellular component: membrane. The transcript has 6 exons. The record is from RefSeq and is a predicted model, not a curated record. Lineage: Eukaryota; Fungi; Ascomycota; Dothideomycetes; Pleosporales; Trematosphaeriaceae.
GCAUUUUUGAAUGUCUCGUCCGCGACGCGGGAGCAAAGACGUUGUGCACAUUAGGACCAAUCAGAGACGCAGACGCAGCCCGUGCACCCCCUCGUGGUCGUGCUCCCGCACUUCGGGCGCGCUAAGCCCGACCCCAAGCAACUUAUCAAGCGCCCUGGCAGCCGCCUGUCCAAUUGCUAUCCGUCUGCAUGGCACUCCACUUCGCGUGUCGUCCUCGUCUUUUUCUGUCUGGAGAGCAGAAACGCGGAGCAAAAGGAAAGGCGAGCCUUGGCUGACCACACUGCAGGCCAUAUAUCCGUCGUCCACCCAUGCCCGACCACCAGUCUCAGCAGCCUACGCGCGCAUCAUUUGCUUUAAUUAUACCGGCCUCUACCCAGAUACCGGGCGCGCUUUAGCCUUUUGAUCCUUCUUUACUCGUAUGACGGAUCCGACCACAGAGGCCUGUUUCCAUACCAGAAAGAGUGUGAGGAAGCUCUUCGCCGAUGCCUUCCGCGCCGAAGGUGGGAAAUUCAGCCUACCAUGAUGCCAACAGCGUCUAUACGCACAUUGCCGACCCCAAUGAGCGGCGACGGAUGGCCCUUGCAGAGGUGGAUAAAGCGCCUUUCGGAUGGUAUCAUGUCCGCCUAGCCGUCGUCACCGGUAUCGGCUUCUUUACAGAUGCCUACAGUCUGUUCGCCAUCAACUUGGCCGUCAUCAUGCUUGGCAUUGUAUACUGGCAAGACGAAGUCAACAAGGGCGUCAUGCCACACAGCGCAGACACAGCCAUCAAAGUCGCUACAUCCGCAGGAGCCAUUUUUGGUCAAUGUGUUUUUGGGUUUCUCGCCGACGUUCUUGGACGGAAGAAGAUGUACGGUGUCGAACUCAUGAUCAUCAUCUCUACGACCCUCGCUCAAUCACUCUGUGGAGAGUCGAACGCCGUAUCCGUCGUGGGGGUCCUCAUUUUCUAUCGCGUCGUCAUGGGUGUUGGCGUAGGAGGCGACUAUCCCCUCAGUGCUGUGAUAACUGCAGAGUUUGCCAGCACGAAACACCGAGGUGGCAUCGUAGCGGCCGUCUUUGCCAUGCAAGGUCUUGGGCAACUGGCGGCAUCACUCGUGGCACUAAUUGUCACCGCUAUCUACAAGGAUCACCUCGUGACCGUCCCUUCGGUGGCUGCAUGCAGCGGCGACUGCAUGGCUUCGGUAGAUCGGAUGUGGAGGAUACUGAUCUCAUUUGGAGGUAUCCCGGGCUGGUUUGCGCUUUACUACCGUCUGACCAUUCCGGAGACGCCAAGAUACACGUUCGACGUGCUGUACGAUGUCGAGAAAGCCUCAAUGGAUGCCCGCCGGUACCGCUAUGGAAAGCAAGGCAACACCGUGAACCCGGUCGAACAAGCGCAUGUGCGCCGCGACAUGGCCAAAUAUAAGACACCCCGUCCAACGGUCAUGGAAAUCGUCCGUUUCUACCGUCAGAAGUCAAACUUCAUCAAGCUCUUCGGAACCUCGUUCUCAUGGUUCUUUCUUGACCUGGCGUUCUACGGGUUGGGCUUGUCGUCUGCUUCUUUACUCGCCACUAUGGGCUUUGACAAGAAGGCGAAUCUAUAUGAGGCUCUCAAGAACACAGCAACCGGCCAGCUUGUCCUCAUUUGCGCCGGGGCCAUACCCGGCUACUGGAUGACCGUCUUUACCGUGGACAAAAUAGGAAGAAAGCCUAUUCAAAUCGGUGGAUUUGCCAUCCUUACCGUCAUUUUCUGCAUCCUCGGGUUUGCUUGGCGGGGUCUCUCACAGAUUGAUCUCCUCGUUCUUUAUGUCCUUGCUCAGUUUUUCUUCAAUUUCGGGCCGAACGCAACGACUUUUAUCACGCCUGCUGAAAUCUUCCCGACGCGCGUCCGCUCGACGGGCCAUGGUAUCUCCGCUGCCCUAGGCAAGCUCGGCGCCGUAAUCGCUCAGGUCUUCUUCGCGCCUAUGAUCAAACGCGGGGCGACGCAUGACAACCCAACGCCCUGGAUUCACGGAGUCAUGCAGAUCUUCGCUCUCUUCAUGUUCUUGGGUAUGUUGGUGAGCCUGCUGGUACCUGAGAGCAAGAGCGCGAGGCUGGAGGAGUUGAGUGGCGAGAAGGAAGACGUGUACGAGUUACAGUUCCGCAGCGGCUUUUACACCGGGAGUGAUAGAGGUGGUGCGAGGGGAAGAGGCAUAGCAAGAGGUGGGAUAGGGAGAGGGGUGGGCAGAGGAAGAGGCGCAGGCGAUGCGGAUGGGGAAGGGGAUGUGGAGAAGGGGAAGUGGUGGAAGUUAGGAUGAACGAAGCAGACGAAGCAAUGGCACGAUUAAAUUCUUUUUCUGUGUUUAUAUUAAGCGAGUUUCUGUAGAAUAUCUCUAAUAGGCUAAGUAAAGAUAUUAGACUAACU